Messenger RNA from Danio rerio (zebrafish), 3161 nucleotides. RefSeq names its product acyl-CoA binding domain containing 6 (gene acbd6). Gene Ontology annotation, cellular component: cytoplasm; nucleus. Gene Ontology annotation, molecular function: fatty-acyl-CoA binding. NCBI's taxonomy places the organism in Eukaryota, Metazoa, Chordata, Actinopteri, Cypriniformes, Danionidae. The record is from RefSeq and is marked provisional.
AUUACGGAAAACGUACUGUAGCAGCCAACUGUCUGUGCCGUUUUUAUUACUAUUUAAUAACAACCAAAGCAAAAAAUACUGUUAAUAAACCCUGAAGGGUAUCUUUAUUCUCUUCAAUGGCGUCCCGAUCUCCAUCAUCCUCCCCAGACUCAGCGACGGGCUCCGGUACUGAUCCAGCCCGGCCUGACACCGGAGAGCCACUCGGCGGAGGCUCUGACUCUGAUUCCGAUUUCGGAUUAGGGAAAUUUGAUUGCAGUGCUGGCGAUGCAUCGGCUCGAUUAGAAGGGGCAGAUCUAGAGAAUGAGUUUGAGUCUGCGGCAGACCGGGUCCGAGAUCUCGUGCAGACAGCCAGUAGAGAACAGCUGCUGUAUCUGUACGCCAGGUUCAAACAGGUCAAAGUUGGAAAGUGCAAUACUUCAAAACCUGGUUUCUUCGAUUUCGAGGGACAGAGAAAAUGGUCGGCGUGGAAGCAGCUGGGGGACAUGAGUACAGAACAGGCCAUGCAGGAGUACGUGACCUGUGUACAUGCCCUGGACCCAGAAGGCAGCCAGAAGUCUUCAGAGCGACGAGGAGGAGAAAAGCGAACUGGAUUCGGUGGGCCAGCGGUUAGCUCUCUAUACCAAGAGGAAAAGAUAAGGGAAGAGGACAAAAACAUUUUCGACUACUGUCGAGAGAACAACAUCGAACACGUCAGCAAGGCCAUCAGCUCCAAGACAGUGGACGUAAACACAAGAGACGAAGAGGGCCGAGCUCUCCUGCACUGGGCGUGUGACAGGGGCCAUAAAGACCUGGUGUCUCUUCUCCUGCAAAAUAAUGCUGAUAUCAAUAGUCAGGAUGAUGAAGGACAAACUGCUCUGCACUAUGCCUCAGCUUGUGAGUUUGCAGAAAUCGUCGAGUUACUCCUUAAAGCCGGAGCUGACCCAUCUAUCAAAGAUCAAGAAGGCUCCCUUCCAGAGGAGGUGACAGAAUCUAGUGCCAUCUCUUCUCUCCUGCGCCAGUACACUGCUCCUAAAGGCUAAAGCCAACAAUUUAUUCACACUAACUGUGCUCCUCAUCCAAAUGGUGCAGACCUGCUGUAAAACCCACAUCAGCUCAGCAUUCAAGAACCAAACUCAAUCAACUCAGCAUACUUUAGUACCAAACUUAAUCAACUCUACAACUGAACUCAACAUUAUAGACCUGAACUUUCUUUAGAAUGAGCUGAUGGAAUUAAAAACCUCAAUUUUAUUACCACCAGCUCAGCAUUUCAGAAUUCAACUCAACAUUUUAGAACUGAACUCCAUUGGCUCAUCGUUUCAAAACUGAAAUCCAUCAGCUCAUCAUGGUUUAAGAACAGUUCUAGAAUGCUGAGUUGAUGUAGUUCACAUCUAGAAUGAGGAGCUGAUAGGAGGUUAUUUCUCUGUGCAUUCUGGAACUUGUAACCCAACUGGGUUUCUACAACUGAUCUCAGUAUUCUAGACCUGAACUGAUCUCCAUCAGCUCUUCAUUCUAAAAUAGAUCUCGAUCAGCUCUUCAUUCUAAAACUGAACUCCAUCACCUCGUUAUUUUAGAACUGAACUCCAUCCACUCAGUAUACUAGAGCUGAACACCAUCUGCUUUGCUUUUAGGAAGAGUUCUGACACAAUAAGCUGGAGUUCAGUUCUAAAAUGAGCUGAUAGUUUAAAACCUCAACUUCACUCUACCAGCUCAGCAUUCUAGAACAAAACUCAAUAUUCUACACCUAAACUCAGAACUCAACAUCACCAUUCUAGAACUGAACUCCAUCACCUUUAUUAUUUUAGAACUGAACUCCAUCAACUCAGCAUUCUAGAACUCAACUCAACAUUCUAGAACUGAACUUGGAACUGUACUUCACCAUUCUAAAACUGAACUCCAUUAGCCCAUCAUUCCAGAACUGAACUCCAUUCUCAUGACAUUCUAGAGCUGAUCUUCAUCUGCUUAGUGUGGUUUAGGAACAGUUCUAGAAUGCCAAAUUUAUUCAGUUCUGAUCUAGAAUAAGGAUAAAGGUUAUUUUUCUGUGCAUUCUGGAACUGAAUUCCUUCAGCUCUGCAUUCUGGAACUUGUUUCAUAAGUGGCUUUUUAAAACUGAACUUAGAACUGAACUCUAGCAGCUCUUUAUUCUAGAACUGAACUUCAUCACCCUAAUAUUUUAGAACUUAACUCUAUCCACUCUGCAACACCAUCUGCACAACUUUCUUUAGGAAGAGUUCUGAAACUAUGAGCUGAUAAGUUAAGAACCUUGAUUUUACUCCAUUAGUUAAUCAUCUAGAAUUCAACUUAAUAUCCAGGAACUGAGAACUCUCCUUCAUCAUUCUAGAACUGAACUCCAAUAGCUUGUCAUUCUAGAACUGAACUCCAUCAGCUCAUCCUUAUAGAAAUGAACUCCAUCAGCUCGUCAUUUUAGAACUGAACUCCAUCCUCAUGACAUUCUAGAGCUGAUCUCCAUCUGCUCAGCGUGGUUUAGUUCUAGAAUGCUGAGUUGAUGUAGUCAAAAUCUAGUAUGAGGAGCUUAAAGGAGGUUAUUUCUCUGUAAAUUCUGGAACUGAACAUCGGCUCUGCAUUCUGUAACUUUUUUCUCAUACAGGUUUCUACAACUGAACUCAGUAUUCUAAACCUGAACUUAGAACUGAACUUCAUUAUUUUAAAACGGAACUCCAUCAGCUCAUUAUUUUAGAACUGAACAUGCACUGUGCAUUCUAGAGCUAAACACCAUCUGCUCAUCUUUCUUUAGGAAGAGCUCUAAAAUGAUAAGCUGAUGGAGUUACAAACACUCCUCCAGCUCAGCAUUCUAGAACUCAACUCUGCAUUCUAGAACUGAAUUUAGAACAUUACUUCAUCAUUCUAGAACUCAACUCUAUCAGCUCGUUUUUUUAGAACUGAACUCCAUCCACUAGGCAUUCUUGAGCUGAACUCCAUCUGCUCAGCGUGGUUUUGGAACAGCUCUAGAAUGCUGAGUUGAUGUAGUUUAGAUCUAGAAUAAGGAGCUGAUAGUUUUCCAUCUGCUACGAAUUCUAGAACUAUUAUUGUUGAUUCCAUUUGGCUGCGAAGCACAGACGUUAUACUUUCAGUUAAUUUCAGAAAACUUGUCCUCCCCGUCCUAGAAUGGUACAUUCCAAUGAAUGUGUUACUGUUGUUGCUAUUAAAACAUGCAAAAUUAAAAA